AUGGUCGGCGUCAAAAAAUUCUCGGCAAUCGCUGCCGUCUCUGCCAUCGCAGUGACUGGUGCAGCUGCAUCCCUCCAGCCUUCCGAAGCCUCUUAUUCACAGCACUUCCGAUCUCAUCGCCGACACCUUCAAAAUCAGCAGCAGCCAUCUCUGAUCAAGAUUCAGAAACGACUUGGCUUCACCGUCCCUGAUGGUCUCGGAGGCAUCAUCAAUGGUAUUGGCAAAGACCUCGGCCUGAAUGGCGGACAGCCUUCGAGCUCGGCCAACUCGCCACCUCCCGCAAGCACCUCGCGGCCAGUAAGCAACAACAAUAACGGCGAUGCAUCCAGCAACAAUCCUGCGCCAACAACCUCGUCAAGCCCUGCACCGGAAAGCACCAACAAUAACAACAACAGUAGCAACAGUAGCAACAACAACAACAACAACAACAACAACAACGACAACAACAGCAAUAACAACAGCGCUGGCAACACAAACAACAAUCAGAACCGUCCAGCGACAAGUUCGUCUAGUUCCAGCAGCAGCAACAGCAACAGCAACACCAGCGGCGGUAGCCGUGGCUCCGAAGCCAACCAGAGCAAUGGAAGCAACCGCGGGUCGGGCAACACGAACUCACAACCACAAGCAACAGCUGCCAGUGUUAGCUCUGCUGCUGCACCGACGAGCGUCAACUCGGCGAUAGCAGCUGCUUCAGCCGCUUCCGCUAGUCUUCUCUCUGCUGCAUCACUGUCGCAAGCCAGCGCAGAAGCAGCUGUUAGUGCAGCUGCAGCCACUCUGGACGGAGGUGUCGCGUCGGGUGCUGCCAACGCAGCUGCUACCGGUGCCAAUCGUGCCAACAGCAGCGGCUCCUCCUCUGGCAGCGAUGGUACCACCAAGGUCGUUGUCCCAAUCAUUGUCAUCGCUGCAUCCGUCGCUUUGAUUGCUGUAGCAUGGACCGUGAUUCGCCGCAUCAAGAAACGCAAGGACGAGCAGUACGACCCUCGCAUGCAACCCAUCGAAAGCUCCUACCACCAUCGCAGCAUGAUGGACCCAUCCCUUGCCGCUGGGGGAGCUGCUUUCGCUGUCGGUGGAGCCGCUGCUGGUCUUGUUCGCGAUCGUCCUCGUCGUGACAGCUACGAAUUGUUCGAAGCUGGUCGACCGAUGAGCUCGCUCACUGAAGAAGAGGACGAGCUCUCAGGCAACCCACCUCUCAUGCAAGAAGUUGCUCCUUACGCUGCUGUCGGUUCUGCGUACGCUCCUGCUUCAAGUCUUCUUCGCAAUUACGGCUCCGACCGCGGUGGCAACGCCAACGGCGCUGAGGACUUCCCUGCAGCCCACCGAGUGACAGACAGCAUGUACAUCGACGAUUACGCCGGCGACGAACACGAUGCCUACGACGUCAACUACUACGACGGAUCCUCAAACGUUGGCUACAACAAUAAGGCGACUCGCGGACUCGACGCUGCAGGUGUAUCCAGUAACGCUGGUCGACCUUACUCGCCUUACGCAGAUGUUCAGCGUGGCGAGGCAGGUGACGAGUAUUACGAUUACGACCGAGCGUUUUCUUCUCGUCGUGAUCCUUUUGCCGAUUCCGAACGUUGGUCUGGUUAA
Molecule: messenger RNA, 1590 nt
Organism: Ustilago hordei
Lineage: Eukaryota; Fungi; Basidiomycota; Ustilaginomycetes; Ustilaginales; Ustilaginaceae
Exons: 2
Coding region: 1-1590 (529 amino acids)
Source: RefSeq, a predicted model, not a curated record